AUGACUUCAAUAUUUUAUCCCAGUCUUUCAAGAGAUUUAUCCUGUAUGUUAGAAAAUUCCGAUGAUUUCAAUGUUACUAUUAAAGUUGGUGAAAAGAAUAAUACAAAAGAAUUUCGAGCACAUACGCUUAUUUUACGGGCGCGCUCUCAAUAUUUUAAAGUAGCCUUCUCGUCUAAUUGGAUUACAAAAGAGAAUGAUAUGAUCCUGUUUAAUAAGCCAAACAUUAAUCAGAAUGUUUUUGACAUGAUUUUAAAGUAUAUUUAUGCAGGUGAACUUGAUUUGACGAAUCUGUCAAGUGAAGAUAUUCUUAGAUUGUUAAUCACUUCCGAUGAAUUAUUACUUGAAGAAUUAAUCAAACCAGUUCAAGCUUACUUGAUUAAAAAUCCACAUGUUUGGGUUCAAAGGAAUUUUGUUCUAAUUUAUCAUCAAAGUCUUAUUAAUUGCAAAAGACUGCAAGAUUUUUGCUUUGAACCAAUCUGUGUAGUUCCAGAACCAUUUUUCAAUUCAAAACAUUUUCUAUCACUUGACAAAGAUAUCCUUUUCGACUUGCUUAAAAGAGAUGAUUUGACGAUUGGAGAGAUUGAUAUCUGGGAUUGUUUAGUUAAAUGGGGAAUUGGACAGACUCCAAGAUUGAUUGAGAAUUUUAAUGAAACUGAGUGGAAUCCAAAGGGACUUGAAGUCUUGGAGAAAACAAUUGAAAAAUUUAUUCCUCUUAUUCGAUUUACAGGUGGUGUACCUUAUUUUAUAACUCGUCCUUAUAAAGCUGCCAUUCCCUAUGGUGUUUAUAGAAGAAUUGAUUUAAUUUGUAAUAACAAAAUCUAUAAGAAGGAAACAACUUUAACACCGCGAUCUAGAACGAAAUCAAAAAAUCAAUUCAUGGUGGCUUCACAAUUGACAUUCCAUUCUCUUUCGAGAGAUCUUGCUUUAUUAUUAAAGAAAUCUGAUGAAUGUAAUGUGAUUAUUCUAGUUGGGGAAAACCAAGAUGCAAGGGAAUUUCAUAAUACUCCUGGGUUGGAAAGUGAGAAUGUUGAUAGAAACCAAUGGAGUCAAGAGAAUAUUGAAGCAUUUGAGAAAACGAUAAGUCAAUUCAUUCCCCUUAUUCGAUUUGUGGAAAUUUCAUCUGAAGAUUUCUUUGAUAAAGUCCGUCCUUACAAAGAUUUUAUUCCUCGUAAUAUUUAUGAAGAAGUUGCUGAAUUUUAUUUUAAAAACACCUUACCAAAGUCAACGUUGACGCAACCGCGAUCUAUAAAUACUCAAUUUGAAAUUGAAUCAAAUCUUAUCAGACCAAAUCUCGAUACAAAAGUGAAAAUAAGUCGCGUAGUUGAUACAAGUCGUGCAAUAGUCGAACAUAAACAUUCUGGAUUUAAUUUUGGGGAAACUUUUUAUAUGGGUGAUGAAAGUAUUUUUCUUCGUUAUAAUGGUUCUUAUGAAGCGAAUGUUGUAGAUUCAAAUAGAUAUACUAGUUUUACUCCGGAAGAAAUAGAAAUUUUUAGAUUAUUGUAA
Funneliformis mosseae is the source of this 1503-nucleotide messenger RNA. Lineage: Eukaryota; Fungi; Glomeromycota; Glomeromycetes; Glomerales; Glomeraceae. The record is from the annotation of a GenBank genome assembly.